AUGUCUUUCGCUUCUCUGCCAACCGAACUUCUUGAAGAGGUCGGGAAAUAUUGCGACGGUCAACAGCUUGCUUCCUUCGCUCAAGUCAAUCGCAAGCUUUAUGCCAUCUUCAAUCCUCUUCUUUACAGGCAUAGCAUUGCCAACGACUCGCCCUCCAAGGAAUGUGUGAGGUGGGCCGUAGAGUAUGGCUCGCUCAACACGCUCAAGCACGCUAUUAGUCAAGGGGCAGACAUCAACGGCUCUUGCGCGAUAACGGAGGGAUAUGUUCUUUCUGGAAUAUCUUCAACACCACUGCAUAUCGCGACCGCGAACGGCUUCCAUGAGAUUGUGCAGUGGCUUCUUGACAAUGGCGCAAGUUUGCAUGAACCAUCAGUCAAGCUGUGCAAGUGCAACGUGUUGGGCACUUAUAAGUCGGGCCUCUUGUGGUAUCCUCUGCAUUUUGCAAUAUACCAUAGCGAUGAGGCCAUGCUGCGGCUUUUCCUCCAGAAAGGUGCCUACUUCUCGGCGCACAGGAUACCAGGCCUGCGAUGCGCCAUUGAGAGUGAACGGCUGGAUAUAAUCGACCUCCUCAUCCAGCAACCCAGCUUCGAUCCUCAUUACCAAGAUCUGUAUGAACAAAAUGCCCUUCAUUACGUCUCCAAUGUCCAAAACCCCAGCGCCGCCUACCAGAUCGUCCACAGGCUGGUCGAUCAUGGAGUGCCAAUGAACGUCAUAGCGCAAGGCAUUACACCUCUCACGCUGCUCGUCACCGAGGCCAAGUACAAGCCUGCAAUCGCAUUGGUCGAGCGUGGUGCUGAUCCCUACUUCGACGGCCACAAUGAGAAAAGGUGUACACUGAGCUGGUGUUUUAAUGAUAGAUGUAUCGACCCGUCAGAGCCAGAGUCCGUGACCAAAGAGUUGAGGGAGGACCGACGCAAGCUGGUGUCCCUGCUCAUUGCGAAAGGGGCCGACGUGAACAGAGUCGCGAUUACUGGAGAUGAACAUCCCACGCCCCUCUGCUGGGCACUAGAAGGGGGUCAAGACGUCGAAUGUAUCAGGAUUCUCCUCGAUGCCGGAGCCAGCAUCAGGAACGCUGUUACAUAUACAGAUGGUUCCAAGACCGAGGGUCUGCUCCGUGUGCUCUUCCGCAAAGUCGGCGGCUUACCCCCAUGGAUUCCAAGGGUGGAGGGCCCUAGCGAAGCAUUUUUUGAGCCUUACAAGGACUCUGUGCGUCUCUUGUUGGAGAAUGGUGCGCGCAUUGACUCGGUUGAUGAUGAGGUGUCAGCCUUGGGGAUAUGCUGUCAGAUGGCAACUCCAAAGAUAGGAACCUGGGCCCUCGAGUUUCUCGUGGACAAUUCUACGCGCCGAAAUGUCACGCUAGAGUUCGUUGAAGCUAUUUUGGAGGAUACGGAGGACGAGGCGGUACGCACGCUGUUGGGGCGGCUGCGAGACAAGUUAGCGGGAGAUGGUGAGGAUGAUGAGGCAGAGACGGCUGACGAAUAG
Fusarium falciforme is the source of this 1482-nucleotide messenger RNA. RefSeq lists its product as hypothetical. The record is from RefSeq and is a predicted model, not a curated record. Gene Ontology annotation, cellular component: cytoplasm; nucleus. Gene Ontology annotation, biological process: regulation of barbed-end actin filament capping. The coding region runs from base 1 to 1482 and encodes 493 amino acids. The transcript has a single exon. Gene Ontology annotation, molecular function: protein binding. NCBI's taxonomy places the organism in Eukaryota, Fungi, Ascomycota, Sordariomycetes, Hypocreales, Nectriaceae.